AUGGUUACCGUCUUGAAUAUCCAGGCCCAGUAUGGCGGCUUCUCUAAAUCUGUCAGCGGGCGCAGCAUGGCUGCCACCGGUUUGAUGUGUCUCUCCGCUUUGUCUUACAGAGGAAACGUCACCAUUCCGAAGUUGUCGGAAUCCAACAUGGGGUUUGGCGUCCUUGGUGUGUUCCUGGGACUACUCCUGGAGGUGUCUACUCAUGGACCUCAUGCUAUCCCUCGAACCUCCUGGAAACACAGAGAUCCUGAGGUGAUGGAGUUUUCUGAGCCGGGUAUCUUCAACUACUCAACGUUGCUGCUCAGUGAUGAACGGGAUGCGCUCUAUGUAGGCGCCCGGGAGGCCAUCUUUGAGCUGAGCAAGAAGAAUGUGACCGUCCGCAACAACAAGGUUCUGUGGCAAGUCGGUGAGAGCCCCAUAGCCAUGUGCACCCUCAAAGGAAAAUCAAAGGAGACCGACUGUCUGAACUACAUUCGAGUGCUGCAGGUGGUGGACGACCAGCGACUCUACGUCUGCGGGACGCAUGCCUUUCAACCCCAGUGUGAUUAUCUGACUUUGGCUGACUUUUCAUUAGAAGGUCGACCAGAAGAUGGCAGAGGGAAGUGCUCCUUCGAUCCCUCGCAAAGUUUCACCGCAGUCAUGGUUGAUGGUGAGCUCUACUCCGGUACUGCUUAUAACUUCUUGGGUAGCGAGCCCAUUAUUUCUAGAUACUCUCCAUCACCAUACAUGUUGAGGACCGAAUACUCCACAUCAUGGCUCAAUGAACCUAGUUUUGUAUUCGCCGAUGUGAUCAGGGAAGGGGAGAACUCUGCGGACGGCGAGGAUGACAAAAUUUAUUACUUCUUCACCGAGGUGUCGGUGGAGUACGAGUUCUUCGGCAAUCUGCUCAUUCCGAGGGUGGCACGCGUUUGUAAGGGCGAUCAAGGAGGACAGAGGACGCUGCAGAAGAAGUGGACGUCCUUUUUGAAAGCUAAGCUGGUGUGCUCCAUGCCAGAACUCAAUUUUGUCUUCAAUGUGGUGCACGACGUCUUCAUCCUGAAGGGCGCACGCUUGAGGGACACGGUCAUCUAUGGCGUCUUCACCUCGCAAUGGGGAAAUGUUGGCCUUUCGGCCGUGUGUGCCUACAACAUGUCCGCUGUGGAUGAGGUCUUCUCCAAGGGCAAAUACAUGCAGAAGGCAACUGUUGAGCAGUCUCACACUAAGUGGGUCCGCUACAAUGGAAUUACACCCUCGCCACGCCCUGGAGCAUGCAUCAAUAGCCACAUGCGGCAGAAGAACAUCAACAGCUCGCUUCACCUCCCCGACAAAACCCUGCAAUUCGUCAAAGACCACCCGCUGUUGGAGGACCCCGUCCUCCCCAUCGGGAACAGACCCCGUCUCAUAACGAAGGAUGUCAACUACACGCAAGUCGUCGUGGAGCGGGUCCGCGCCCUCGACGGGAGCAUCUACGAUGUCAUUUUUACCGGAACAGAUAAAGGGGUCCUGCACAAAUCAGUAGUCCUCGGAGGUGAGGUUCACAUGGUGGAGGAAAUUCAGCUGCUGAAGAACUCUGAGCCCAUCAAAAACUUGCUAUUAUCCUCCGAUACACGAUCGCUGUACGCUGGUUCUGACUCGGGGGUUGUCCAGUCACCCACAGCCUUCUGUAGCAGAUACCAGUCCUGUGAUGACUGCAUACUGGCCAGAGACCCAUACUGUGCCUGGGAUCCUCAAACAUCUCACUGCGUCAAAAUCUCUGAAAUACCCAGUCAGCAGCUCAGGAGGCUAAUUCAGAGCCUUAAUGGUGAUGCAGACAAAUGUCCCAAAGCUCCAGUUUUGUCCCUGAAAGACUACCAACGUGUUUCCGUGAAGCCAGGGAGCUCCGCCGAGCUGCCGUGCCUUGUUCGCUCCAACGCGGCACAAGUGACGUGGAAAUCUAACGGCUCACUCCUCACCGAAGCCUCGCCCUUCCACUUCAUCCGCGAGAACGGCAUGCUCAUCUACAGCGUGGCCGCCGAGGACCAGGGCCGCUACGAGUGCUGGUCGGUGGAGUUCGCCAGCGCCGUCGGGAAGAACUUCACGCGCCUCCUGGCGGGAUACAUCUUGACUCUGGAUGUCCCGCACACUUCCGACACUUUCCAGACGCACGGCGUGGAAGGUAAAGUCGUGGCAGACGGCGUGCUAACAUCAGCCCUCGCCCCGCAAAAUUUUACCGCCGCCGUUCAGCUUACAUCCCCGCCCCGCUCGUCACUAACGCCGAGUAGCGGCACAGAGCGGCCUCCCGAGCCGCACGUUCCCCCUGAGAGCAGCUCCCCGGAGGCGGAGUACUUACAGCGCAGCAACGGCACUGCCCUCCUCUUCCUCUUCUUGCUGUUCUUCCUCCUCUUCCUGGCCGCCGUGGCGUACAACUGCUACAUGCAGUACCUCCCUCCACCAUGCUUACGCUUGCGAGCGGCCUUGUUGGGCAAGCACAAGAAGAGCGAAGCCGCCCAACCCGAGUACAGCGCCUGCGAAGCGGGACUCAUGGACACAGCCUCGGAUAAAAUCGCCGCGACGUCGCGGCCCCCGCAGAACAGUAGCACGAACCUCCGCGCUCUGCGCGAUACCGGCUACGAGACGGAGCCCGAGUACGUCAACGGACGCGUGCCGUCUCACGGUUUCGGCGACGAAAGCCCGUCCCCGCAGAAGCCCUUCGACGUAGACGGCGACUCCCAGUCCAUUCAGUUCGCCGACGCCGACGAGCCUUAUUGCUAG
This is a messenger RNA of Nerophis lumbriciformis (worm pipefish), 2730 nucleotides long. NCBI's taxonomy places the organism in Eukaryota, Metazoa, Chordata, Actinopteri, Syngnathiformes, Syngnathidae. The record is from RefSeq and is a predicted model, not a curated record.